CUAUUCCCUGUGAUUGUCUUUGUUCGUUUGGCGCGCGACUUGGUUAAAAUGCCGACUACCCUGAAAAGGAAACGCUCCCCGUCGCCGCCCCCAGCCCGAAACCAUGGCGGCGCCGCCGUUCGCGGGCGGGGUCCAUACCCAGAUUUCCCUAAACCUACCAUGGAAGAUUGCCGGGGCGUGCUGGAUGACCUUAUGGCCCUCCACGGCUUUCCCAAGGACUUCCUCAAGUAUCGCAAACAGAGGCUUCUGCUAAACGAGAAAUCCCCUGUUCUUGACCUCAACCUCCCUAAUCCUGAGGAAGACGGUGACGAUAGCGACGGAUUUUCCCAUGAGAGUGUGCUGGACGGCCUAGUGGGCGCCAUACUGUCGCAGAACACCACCGAGGUCAAUGCUCGGAGGGCUUUCAGUACUCUCAAGUAUUCUUUCCCCACCUGGGAAGAUGUUCAUGCUGCUGAGCCGAAGUUAGUUGAAGAAGCUAUAAAAUGUGGGGGCCUUGCACCAAGCAAAACAGCUUGUAUUAAGAACAUCUUGAAGUGCUUGCUUGAGAAGAAAGGGAAGUUGUGCCUGGAGUACCUCAGGGAUCUAUCUAUUGUGGAAAUCAAGAAAGAGCUUUCAUGCUUUGGUGGAGUUGGGCCUAAAACGGUACUUGCCGCAUCAGUCAAUCACUAUUUGGUCAUGUAAAAUAGUCAUGGUUUCAAGGUUUGAGUGAUAACCCUUUGAAAAUGGAGCUGAGGGAGUGCAUAUCUUUCUAUGCAUAAUGCAGGAGGACCCGUGCACACUGCAUAACCUAGUUGAGACCACUGUCAUAAGAGUUGUUAUGUGUGCAAUUGUAUGCAAAAGCACUUGAAACGCCACUCAGAUGCGUGGCAAAAAAGAAUGAUAAAGGAAUGAAGACAGUGGCAUGCGGAACACCAAUACGUUUUGAUGUAGAAGUUUUCCGUAUUUGUUAAAAACAUUAGUGAUGGAAGUAAAUCCACCGGAAAAUAAUUAAUAAGAGAUAGCCGAAAAUAAUUAAAGUGCUCAGGAUAAUCUUUAGAGAGAUAAAUGUAUGUAGUGUAUUCAGUGUAUUGAGCUUGAUUAACUUUACAAAGAUUACAUGAUUUUAUAGUAGAAAAUAAGACAUAAAAGAUUCGGGCGACAUGGUCGCCAUGUUCGAAUUGAUAUGCAGAUCAAUAAUCCGGAUCUGUGGAAUCCUUUGUUGAUUGUGUGAAUAUCUUGAAAAGACGUCGUUGAUGUAGUUUGUCGUACGGAGUCGCCAUGUAGCUUUUGCCAUGAUGUCCAGAGACACCAUGUAUAGAUUGUUUAGAUAAGCUUCUACUACUAUGUCCAGGGUCACUGUGGACAUUUCUUUAUAUAAGCUCGCCAUGGCAUCCAAGGCUAUAGUGCACUCUGGUCUUCUACUUGCGUCCAUGGUUGCUAUGGACGUGCUCUUUGGAUAAGCUUACCAUGACAUCCAUGGUUACUCCGUACUCCCUAUUCUUCUACUAACUCCUGUCCACAGCCGCCAUGUACAGUCUUUUAUCUCCUAACCCGCCCAUGGUCAUCACGUACGAGCUCUUCUUAUACCUUAUCAUCACCCGUACAUAGUUACCGUGCACAUCAACCUCUAACUCACUUUCAUCCAUGUUAAUCCGAUCAAUAUUUAUCCAUGGUUGGGAUAAUUAUACCAUCACAAGCCCCCCACUUCCUAAGCCGAAUAGUAUAUCGGCUAUAGGGAGUACAGAGACAUGGUUGCUGUGUCAAUAUUGAAUGUACAUGGUCACCAUGUCAAUGUUUUUGUUUUUUACCUACUCAAUUAUUUUAACUAAUUCAAUUUUCCUUUCCCUUUACUGAAGUGUGCAGCUCAUGACUCCAAAUUUACUUACGUCCUGUUAGCUUCGUAGGUGGGUAGUGAGGACCAGUCACCAUCUGAACUUCACUGUCCAGGCCGUAGCUUGUCGGCAACCAGGCCAGAGUCGCCCGCCGCCCGCCGGCGUUCCUUCACGUCACCCUCCAGUUCCCUUGGAGUUCCCAUCUGCCGUCGCCCUUCACCAGCUUCUACCGGCCGCAGUGAACCAGAGAAAUAACUCAACCACCAGCUGAGACCCAACGUGAAGCCGGCAAUCGAACCUCUACGGCCGAAUCAGCACCGUCUCCCGUUGCUCAGUCAUUACUGCCAUCGGUCCUCCCGCCGGGCACCCGCGCACCUCGGUGACCUCAGGGACUGUUUGUCUUCGCCGUCCUCCGCUUGCGCCGUCGCUGUCCUGCUUUGGGUGUCCGUUCCGAUUCCGCCGCAGCCACCGCUUGCCAGGGUAGGCAUAGACAGCUGUUAAUACCUUAUGGAUAUACUGGACUCCAUAGACUCUGAUGAAUUGCUCAGUGGUUACGGGGAAUUAGUGUUGGAGAAUUUUCCUCAUCCUUGGGCAGAUGUUAAUUCUGAUGUUGAAGAAAUUAGUCCCAUAAAGCCACGAGCCGCUUCAGUCAAACCACCAAAACGUCGCUACCGUGGUCCGUAUCCACCCUUAGACCCGAGCCCCAUCUUACACUACAGGUCGCGCCUCUCAGUUUCCAAGUUCGAAAAGUAUAAGAAAUUUUUUCCGUCCACAGUGACUGUUCGAUGUCCCGAUUCGGAGGAUAUUGUAACCGAUCCUCCUAAAGGUCACUUUUUUGGGGUGCAUAUUCUCUCCAUAAAAUUAGGAUUCCGCUUUCCCACGCACCCUUUGAUUAUUGAAUUUUUAAAUGACCUUGAAAUUUCACCUUGUCACCUGACUCCGCUCGGUCAUCAGUAUCUGGUAGCUUUCUUAGUCCGGUGUGAAACACUUGGGAUUGAAUCGUCCCUAGACCUCUUCAAGCAUAUGUUCCGAGCUGGGCAGUGCUCGGCAUCUGAUAGUCUGUCCUGGGUGUCUAUCUCUCAGCGCAACCACUUUGAUAUGUGGAAGGUCACUCGUAGCAACGAAGCCAAUUGGAAAGAAGAAUUUGUCUAUGUGUCGUCUGGAUCUCCGUUACCUUUUUCAUCGUCUUUGAAUUGUCGAUUUAAGAAGUAUUCGUACCCGAAACUUCCAGUUGACCAGGAGACAUGGCCGGCUAUGAUUCUUUCUGGAGGACCGUAUAGCCUCUCUGCCUUUACUUCCGAGGACCGCCUAACCACGGUUGGACUCUAUUCGCCGUCACCAUGUUCGGGUGCACACGCAUCCACGUCCACGGAUCAAGAUAUGACAUCGCGGUUGGAGAUGUUCCAAAGCUUCGACCAGGAUGGGCCUCGCGGUAGUGACCAGGGGCGCUCUGACAAGAAACCAAGGGUUCCCUCCGUCACAAAAGGCAAGGAUGCCAUUGUAACUGUGCCUUCAUCCAUUGCAAAACGCAGGGCCGCUAGCCCCGCAGCCCGUGUCACCCGUAGCAUGAGUGAUAUUCCCACGGCGGGGAUGACUACUUGGUUACGAGGUAACAUUGAGUUACCUCCGCUCUUAUCACAGGUGAUCACGGCGACUGAGAAGGAGAAAAUUUCAACACUUGACCAUGCUGCUUUAGAGAAGAGGAGCCACCAUGGCCUGGCCGAGCUACUGUUGUCCAUCUCCGAGGUGAACCGAAGGAAAGAUGAGCGCGAAAAAGAUUUGUCGCUACAACUCACCGAAUUAGCGAAGGAGGUGGCAUCGCUCAAGCUCGUGCGUGACUCACAUGCAGCCGAGGUCACUGUGCUUAAAGAAAUGCACGCCGUGGAGUUGGCCAAUGCAAGGGGGCGGGCCGUGGAUGCAUACAAGAAUUCUCCAGAGUUCGUGUCUGAUCAGGAAGCAUACAUUAAUGCCCACUUGAACGAUAUUAGCAAGCAUUGGUUGUCUACUCCGGAAGGUCGUGAGAAACUGGCCUUAGAGAGCUACAUCUCCUACCAGAUCGGGAUAUAUGCCACUCAACAGAAAGUAUAUCCUAUCUUGAGGGAUAAGGCUGGUGCCUCUUGCAUCACUGAUUGGGGACUUCCUCCUGAGGUUCCCAACCCUGAGAUCCCGGUAGCCAACACGCCCCUGGACUAUAUUCCUUUUGACAGACUCCCCACUGAUGAGGAGCUUGGCGAUCUUCCUUCCGAGACAGAUCACCCAGCUUCGACUGCUUCUGUGCCUUAGAGCAUGCAUGGGAGUGAUGGAUGGACGUAGUGUAGACUUUAAUUCUGUCAUGUCUUCAAUUACGAGUACCUGAAUUGCUAAACAUGUUUUGAAUUUCAUAAAAUAAUAAUGAUGCAUGUCUU
Cuscuta epithymum is the source of this 4216-nucleotide messenger RNA. The record is from the annotation of a GenBank genome assembly. Lineage: Eukaryota; Viridiplantae; Streptophyta; Magnoliopsida; Solanales; Convolvulaceae.